Helianthus annuus (common sunflower) is the source of this 411-nucleotide messenger RNA. Its product is annotated as glutamine synthetase, chloroplastic. Gene Ontology annotation, molecular function: glutamine synthetase activity. The transcript has 3 exons. NCBI's taxonomy places the organism in Eukaryota, Viridiplantae, Streptophyta, Magnoliopsida, Asterales, Asteraceae. Bases 16 to 366 code for a protein of 116 amino acids. The record is from RefSeq and is a predicted model, not a curated record. Gene Ontology annotation, cellular component: cytoplasm.
UUCAGUACAAAAGCCAUGAGAGAAGAUGGUGCAUUUGAGGUCAUCAAAAAGGUGAUUAUAAACCUUUCACUUCGCCACACUGAACACAACAGUGCUUACGGAGAAGGAAAUGAAAGACGAUUGGCGGGGAAACAUGACAGUGCCAGCAUUAACCAAUUUUCAUGGGAAGUAGCUAAUCGUGAUUGCUCGAUCCGUGUGGGGCAUGACACUAAGAAGGCAGGCAAAGGUUACUUGGAAGACAAGCGUCCAACAUCAAACAUGGACCUAUACAUAGUGACAGGAUUACUAGCGGAAACCACCAUCCUGUGGGAGCCUACACUCGAGGCUGAAGCACUCGCUACCCAGAAGUUGGCAUUGAACGUAUAGGGUCAAUCCAUGUUCUAAUAGGAGUUGACUUAUACUUAUGUUAAU